Hibiscus syriacus is the source of this 1559-nucleotide messenger RNA. RefSeq names its product polyadenylate-binding protein-interacting protein 9-like. The record is from RefSeq and is a predicted model, not a curated record. The transcript is spliced from 9 exons. NCBI's taxonomy places the organism in Eukaryota, Viridiplantae, Streptophyta, Magnoliopsida, Malvales, Malvaceae. Gene Ontology annotation, molecular function: RNA binding. Bases 416 to 1306 code for a protein of 296 amino acids.
UUACUCCUCCCUAUUAUUUUGUUCUUUUUUAUCCUCAUUUCAGUUCCUUCAAAACCCUGAAUUCCUUUUCUUUUUCUUUAUUUAAUUUGAGAUAUUUAACCAUUUGAUUCAAACACAUCCAGAAAGGAGCAAAAAAGGAAACCCAGUCUGCAUUUCAAUUUUAUUUCCAUUUCUAGAAAUUUGUUUUGUUCCAAAUAGGAUGUCUAUUAUUAGGCAUCAAUAAUCAUAAAAAAAAAGUUUUUUAUUUUAAAUUUUCUAUGUGAAGUUCUCAACUUUCUUCCUCUCUAGUAAGAAAGAUGAAAUGAAUAGAAUAAUUUCCCAAAAGCAAAAUUCCCAUUUCUUGUGAUUAUUGACAUUCUUCUUUUUUAAAAGAAAGAGAAUUUCGUGGUGGGUUUUGGCUUCUUCCUUUUUUUCAAUGGCUGCAGUUGUUGACAAUUCAGGUGAAGCUGUGGAAGCUGUUAAAAACAACGAUUUGGUAGUGGAAACAACCAACUUAGAAUCAAAGGAAUUCAAUGUGCAAAAGCUGGUUGAUAUGUUCACCAAGUUGAAUCCUUUGGCCAAAGAAUUUUUCCCAUCAUCUUAUCAUCAUGAUCAGACCCAAAAAACAGAUAAUUUUGAUCCGACUCCUGUAAAAAAGCAAUCAGCUGGGAAUGAGAAUUUCUCCAACAAAAGGAGUAAAAAUAACCUCAACCAGGGUAGAAGAAGGCUUAAUGGUAGAGCUUUUCGAGUUCAAAGAGAUGAUAGCAUCAAGCGAACAGUUUAUGUUUCCGAUAUUGAUCAGACUAUUACCGAAGAACAACUUGCCGGCUUAUUUAGUAAUUGUGGACAAGUUGUUGAUUGUCGAGUUUGUGGCAAUCCACAUUCGGCUCUUCGCUUUGCAUUUGUGGAAUUUGCAGAUGAAGAAGGUGCAGGAGCUGCUUUGAACAUUGAUGGGACCAUGCUCGGGUUUUAUCCCGUUAGGGUCUUGCCAUCAAAAACUGCCAUCCUUCCUGUGAACCCAACAUUUCUCCCUAGGUCGGAAGAUGAAAGGGAAAUGUGUACCAGGACGGUCUAUUGUACAAAUAUUGCCAAGAAGGUUUCCCAAGCUGAAGUGAAGAAUUUCUUCGAAUCAACCUGUGGUCAGGUCACUCGCUUGAGGCUUUUAGGGGAUCAAGUCCAUUCAACUCGUAUUGCUUUUGUUGAAUUUGCUAUGGCGGAAAGUGCCAUAAUUGCACUGAAUUGCAGUGGCAUGGUGCUAGGAACUCAGCCUAUCAGGGUGAGUCCUUCGAAGACACCGGUGAGGCCCCGAGUUACUCGUCUUGACUGAUCAACUGAGCAUUUUAAGAGCCAUGUAUGAAAUUGGGUGACUUCCAAAUGAUGAGAAACUUUGCUGUGUGGAAGGAUGGGGAAACUCUCCUUUAAAUUAUUUUUCUCUGUCGUAGUAUUUAAUUUCGUUUUCAAUCAAAAGAUUUCGAUCAUGCUUAGUAGCGAUGGUCGGGCAAGUUAUCGUUUACAAAUCAGCUAUUAGUUAUCAUUGAACUGCUUAGCUCAUUAAAAUUACAUAUUCUGCAUUUUCCAAA